Messenger RNA from Neomonachus schauinslandi (Hawaiian monk seal), 765 nucleotides. RefSeq names its product kallikrein related peptidase 4 (gene KLK4). NCBI's taxonomy places the organism in Eukaryota, Metazoa, Chordata, Mammalia, Carnivora, Phocidae. Gene Ontology annotation, molecular function: serine-type endopeptidase activity. Gene Ontology annotation, biological process: extracellular matrix disassembly; proteolysis; amelogenesis. The coding region runs from base 1 to 765 and encodes 254 amino acids. The record is from RefSeq and is a predicted model, not a curated record. The transcript is spliced from 5 exons.
AUGACCACAGCAGGAAACCCCUGGGGCUGUUUCCUGGGGUACCUCAUCCUCGGUGUCACAGGAUCCUUGGCCUCGGGUGGCGGCGGCGACAUCAUCAACGGCGAGGACUGCAGCCCGCACUCGCAGCCCUGGCAGGCGGCACUGUUCACGGAAAACGAAUUCUUCUGCGGGGGCGUUCUGGUGCAUCCGCAAUGGGUGCUGUCAGCGGCACACUGUUUCCAGGACUCCUACACAAUCGGGCUGGGACUGCACAGUCUUGAGGCCAGCCAAGAGCCAGGCAGCCAGAUGAUGGAGGCCAGCUUCUCCAUACAGCACCCAGAGUACAACAAACCCUUUAUCGCCAACGACCUCAUGCUCAUCAAGUUGAAAGAAUCGGUGUCCGGGUCUGACACCAUCCGGAACAUCAGCAUCGCCUCCCAGUGCCCAGCAGCUGGGGAUUCUUGCCUUGUUUCUGGCUGGGGUCAGCUGAUUGAUGGCAGGCAGCCCCAAGUGCUCCAGUGCGUGAAUAUCUCGGUGGUGCCCGAGGAGAUCUGCAAUGCCUUCUAUGCCCCCGUGUACCACCACAGCAUGUUCUGCGCUGGCGGAGGACAGGACCGGAAGGACUCCUGCAAAGGUGACUCUGGGGGCCCCCUGGUCUGCAACGGGUCCCUGCAGGGUCUCGUGUCUUUUGGACAAGCCCAGUGUGGCCUACCCUACGUGCCAGGCGUCUACACCAACCUCUGCAAGUUCACUGACUGGAUACAGAAAACCAUCCAGGACAGUUAA